Haliotis rubra (blacklip abalone) is the source of this 543-nucleotide messenger RNA. RefSeq lists its product as uncharacterized. Lineage: Eukaryota; Metazoa; Mollusca; Gastropoda; Lepetellida; Haliotidae. The transcript has 4 exons. Bases 108 to 443 code for a protein of 111 amino acids. The record is from RefSeq and is a predicted model, not a curated record.
GAUCCGACAGAGUACGUGUGUGUAUAUAUACACAUGUAGUUGUAGGGACAUAGUCUCAUAUUUUUGACAGACGUCCUUGCGAGAACACAACAGACAAAGGCACCAUCAUGAAACAGUCCCUGACAGUAGCCGUCCUGCUCUGCAUCCCUUGCCUCAUCACAUCUUCCUGCAUGUUCGGCCGGGCCAAGAAGCAGCCAAACGAACUGACGGGAGAACUGGAAACCUACUGCGAGUAUGGGGACGUAACAUUUGGGGUGAACGAGAACUACCUGGACGAAUCAAACUGCCUAAACUGUACCUGCGGCGACUUCGGCAUGUCAUGCUGCGGAUAUGGGCGAGCAGCUGGUAAAAUGAUCGCAGAACCUCCGUGUAUGGUGAAGAAUAUCGGAAAGUGUGGGGUGGCCAUUGUCAGAAUAGACAACGAAAACAUCCCGUGCAAAUAAUCAGUUAGAAUAUAUUAGUGAGAAAUUGACGGCCGUUAACCUUACACUCUUGUACUGGCCCACAACUGGAAUAAACCAUUGUACAACUAUCAAAAACAAA